GCCUGAGAACUUGGAAAUAACUAGAAUUAGAUUCUUCGCAACUGUAACAGUGUGUGUAAUAAACAGUACCAUGUUAAUGAUAUAUUUUCAGAAAAGGCAGAGAACUCCAGUUGCUCCAGUAAAUCGAAUGGAGAGCUCGCGUGGCGUCCAGUGAGUAGCGGUUCUUGCCUCUGUACAGUUCUUGCUUCUGUACGAGGGCUCUGCUUGACAGGAUUUUUUUUUCCUUUUUUUUUAAUCUUUUUUUUCCUUAUGGCCUUUCGUCCCAUAUCCCCCCCUCCCCCGCUCUCUCUCUCUCUCUCUCUCUCUCUCUCGCUCUCUCUCUAUUUAUGUCUUCUCCUGUCUCUCAUUCCAAUAUCCUCCUUACUUCUUCACGCUACUGAGCAUUGAUAUGGGAUAAAUUUGAUUGGGUACUCACAAUUAGUCUUUAGUGUUUCCAUGAACUUUGACGUCGAGUGUUCUAGUUUUGUGUGAAGUGACAUCAGCAGUGAAUCAUUCUUAAAAGUUUAGAAGUCGCUAGACCAGGUGUUUUCUUAUUCGGCCAUACGUUAUGACAACUCUGGAGUAGAGAUUUCUGGAUAUUUCAUUCUAUAUCAUCUUGUGCUAUGUGCUUAAUCCAUCCAACAGAAAUUUGAUGACGAUUUGAUUUAUUUUCAGUGAUUGUUUUUUUUUAUCUCCUCAAUGAUACGUUUCUAAAUGCGUUGUAUAGUACAUAAAGUGAUCAAUUAGUAUUGUUUUUACGCCCGUAUUAGUGUGAUACUACUUUAUUCAUAUAGAUAUACAUUUCCCGAAAAAAGGAUUUAAAAUUACAAAUUAAUAUUCAUCUAUUUCAAUGUGUAUUCUAUGAGGAGUUCAGAUGCUAGAGUAGAUCUAUACCUAGAUCUAUAUUAUCACAUACUAGAAUAGGUGACAAGAUUCAGUCAGUCAGAGAGUUUCUAUUUACUUAUAUUGUGAAGUGUCCAGGGAUCGCAGCUGCUUUUCUAUCAAUUGUUACGGAGUCACUAUCAUAGCCUUUGUGACCAAACCCUUGCUGGAUAAUUCUAUAAAAGAGGAGACUAAUGACAUCUAUUCCGCUACGUUGAAGGAUACCUAACGUCAUGUACAGCUCUGACUAUAUAGAAGACCUACAAGCAGUCAACUCGCAGUAAGGUACCUGGAGAAUAAUGUGCGAUGCCAGGCACCGGGAGACCUGACGAUGUCCGACGAUUUUGAUGCCAACGAUGACCUAAACACGUUCUCCAACUGGUACUCCCAUUACCAUGGCUACGUGUCCCUCUGCGUCUGUGUUGGCGGCAUCGUCACCAACACGUUCAAUUUCAUCGUCCUGACCCGGAAGCACAUGCGCACGCCCGUCAACCAGAUCCUCACCGGGCUGGCUGUAUCCGACAUCAUCACCAUGCUGAGUUACUUGCCCUUUGCUAUCCAUUUCUACUGCAUCCAUCCAAGCUCUUCUCAGUCUCCUGAGAGGAACUCCAAAGGCUGGAUGAGCUUCCUCCUUUUCCACAUCAGUCUCACCACCGUCACUCAUACCAUAAGCAUCUGGCUUUGCGUAGUGCUGGCCAUCGUCCGUUACCUUCACAUACGCUCGCCUACUCGGGCUAGUUCUAUACGCCUCCGACGCAACAUUCAGGCCAGAUACCUGGUUAUUGGGACGUACAUUAUAUCCAUUCUAGUCAUGAUUCCCAACUACUUGACUAACGAGCUCAAAGCCAAGACCAUCCAGGAUAGGUCUGGCUUGAACGAGACGCUUACCAACGAAACCAGGCCCAAUAUGACUUUCUACUACCUUGAGAACAUUCGCUUAGGCAGCAACGACACGAACCCUUUAGUUCUGGCCAACGUCUGGAUGUAUGCGGUGCUGGCCAAGCUCAUCCCCUGCUGCCUCAUCACAAUCUUCGGCUCGUUGCUUCUCUAUCAGAUGAGGACUAAGCUGAGGCAGCGGAAGGACUUCCUGAAGGUCUCAGCUUCCAACAACCACAAGCUGAACGAACAUUCGCGGACGACUAUGAUGCUGAUGACAGUUAUCGUGCUCUUCCUGAUCACCGAGCUCCCCCAGGGAAUCCUUAUCGUCCUAAGCGCCUGCAAGGAAGGAUUCUUCAACAGUGUGUACAUGCCGCUUGGGGACGUCAUGGACAUUGGCGCCCUAGUGAACAACGCCAUCAACUUUGUGCUAUACUGCUCUAUGAGUGCCAAAUUCAGACAGACGUUCCUCAAACUCUUUUGCCGUUGCGAAAGGGACUGUGACCUUGAAGAAAACGGGUACGUCCUUCGUGAGGAUAAAAAUGAUUCUUACAGUAAUAAUAACGAGCUAGAAAACGUUCUGUAGCUAACCUUUAACCUUUAACCCUUUUUACAAAUUAACCCUUAAUUCCCGGCGCCCAGUUAGAAACUUCACCCUAUCGACAAUUGCAGUCACCAGCCUACAGCAUUUUUUAUUUGAAUGGAUAAAUUAAUGCAGACGUUUCCACGAGUUUUACAAUGUAAAUACUUGGCCUUAUAACUUUAUGUUUUAUGCGCUUGACCUCUUGGUUCCAAUCAAUGCCAUUGUGUGUGUGUGUUGAUUAUUUAUUUCAUUUUUUUUUUAAUGUGUACGAUGCUAUUACCAACUUUUUUUUUUUGUCAGUUGUCAAAAUUUAUUACAAAAUCGUACACAUGCUAGAGUGUGUGUUUAUUAUUUUGUGUUUAUUGUUUGUU
Molecule: messenger RNA, 2691 nt
Organism: Biomphalaria glabrata
Lineage: Eukaryota; Metazoa; Mollusca; Gastropoda; Planorbidae
Product: G-protein coupled receptor dmsr-1-like
Exons: 3
Coding region: 1193-2323 (376 amino acids)
Biological process (GO): G protein-coupled receptor signaling pathway
Cellular component (GO): membrane
Molecular function (GO): G protein-coupled peptide receptor activity
Source: RefSeq, a predicted model, not a curated record